CCUGCUGCGCAUGCGCUAACACACGUGUCAUAUACACCGCUGGUGAUCUCCUUCUGGGUUUUCUUUCAGUUUUUUUUCCUGAUUUCUUCUGUACACCAUAAUGAACAGACUGAGAGUGGGUGUCUCUGUCAAACAUAUGCUCCCAGGGAGAGCUCUUGCAAUGAGGAUGUCAUCUUCAAUGGCAGUGAGCGAGACAGACAAGAAAAUUCCUGGCAUUAAUUUGUGUCCCAAAGAGUGCAUGUGUAAAAGAAACGAUGUGGAUAUAACAUUCAAGAAUGUCAGGCUGUUGUCACAGUUUGUUUCCUCACAAACUGGAAUGAUCCUACCAAGAACAAUUACAAAACUGUGUAUGAAGAAGCAAAAGGAAAUUGGAAAAGCUAUCAAGCUUGCAAGAUCUAUAGGAUUCAUGCCGUACACAUACAAACCAUUUGACUAUUUAGAAGACCCUAAACUGUUUAGGUAGAGCAUGUUCAGUUCAUCGAUCACCAUUAAUAAUUAUGUAAAAUUUAUGUACAUUGUGCUCUAAUUAAGCGUAUUCUGAAAUAUUAAAAUUAAGCAUGCUGACUCUCCAAAAAUUCUGCUCAAGCAAGUUCAAGUCACAGUUCAAAUUGGAGGGAAGAGUGCGUAUACUAUUAAGUCAUAGCAGUGGCGAGGCGACAGGAUAGUAGAACAAUUUAAAUUAGACUCCCUCAUCAGGUUUGGGGAGAGCAGAAAGUAGUAAA
Halichondria panicea is the source of this 722-nucleotide messenger RNA. Its product is annotated as small ribosomal subunit protein bS18m-like. NCBI's taxonomy places the organism in Eukaryota, Metazoa, Porifera, Demospongiae, Suberitida, Halichondriidae. Bases 101 to 463 code for a protein of 120 amino acids. Gene Ontology annotation, molecular function: small ribosomal subunit rRNA binding; structural constituent of ribosome. The transcript is spliced from 6 exons. Gene Ontology annotation, biological process: mitochondrial translation. The record is from RefSeq and is a predicted model, not a curated record. Gene Ontology annotation, cellular component: ribosome; mitochondrial small ribosomal subunit.